GGGAGGGCGUCGGCGCGCCGGAAGCGCCUGGAGUCUGACGCUGGGGAGGCAGGUGCUCGCUUCGCAGGUGUUGGGCGGCCUUGGCAGCUGCACCAUCUCAUAUUUUCACCAACCGUGCACAAAGGGUUCCAAUUUCUCCACAUCUUUGCUGUCUUCUGUUUUUUUGUGAGACUUGGUAAAAUGUCUUUCUUCUUGACAUGGAUCAAAGCUAUUUUUAUCACUGUCUUGGCAUUUCCUCAUUAUUCUGAAACUUCUUUGUAUCCUUCACCAGAAGACCGUAAAAUGCCAAACUGUGAUGUGUAUAUACAUCAGUUACAUUUUUGCACAAGAGAAAUGGAUCCAAUCUGUGCAACCAAUGGCCAAACUUAUUCCAAUACAUGCGUUUUCUGCAGUGAACAAUUGGUUCAUCAGACGAAAUUAUCUCCAAGGCUCCUGCUGAGAAAAGAUGCAGUGUGAAAUAUUUGUGAGGCAUCUCUCAUGACCUGCUUUACAACCUCAAGGGAGGACACGGAAUACCUGUGUUUUGUCUGCCCUAGGCCAUCUAUCUUACCCCAUAAAACUCCUCACUCAUGUAUCAAUAAAAGAUUCAGCUUGUUGAAUACGGA
Molecule: messenger RNA, 605 nt
Organism: Canis lupus familiaris (dog)
Lineage: Eukaryota; Metazoa; Chordata; Mammalia; Carnivora; Canidae
Product: sperm-associated acrosin inhibitor-like
Exons: 6
Coding region: 181-456 (91 amino acids)
Molecular function (GO): protein binding
Source: RefSeq, a predicted model, not a curated record